Molecule: messenger RNA, 1521 nt
Organism: Lampris incognitus (smalleye Pacific opah)
Lineage: Eukaryota; Metazoa; Chordata; Actinopteri; Lampriformes; Lampridae
Product: calcium homeostasis modulator protein 5-like
Exons: 2
Coding region: 168-1100 (310 amino acids)
Molecular function (GO): monoatomic cation channel activity
Source: RefSeq, a predicted model, not a curated record
GGGAAAAAAAGAGGCUUGGCAGAUGUGCUUUGCUUUCAACUUAGGAACGGCAGGAAGAGACGAGAUAGUGAGCAGAUUGUUACCCUUUUGCAACAGUUUAUGUUUUCACUCACUUUGGUUUAUCUGAUUCAGUUCAUGUGGAGCGUGUCUGAAAACUCCCUGUUGACAUGGAUAACUUCCAGACUGUCCUGCGUUUCUUCAUGAACCAGAAGGCCACCAUUGGUUACAGUUUCAUGGCCCUGCUAACUAUCGGCGGUGAGCGAGUCUUCUCAAUGGUUUCUUUUCAGUGUCCCUGCAACCAUGACCAGAACUUUGCCUACGGACUUACUUUCCUGCUGGGCCCGGCUGCGGUGCUGCUAGUUUUUGGUCUGUUUUUCAGCAGUAGAUUAUGGAGGCUCUACACUGGCUGUUGCCUGAACCCUAUGAAGCUUUGCCCCCGGGGAAACUGCUUCAACUGCAUCAGGGUGUUGAUGGAUAUCUUCACGGGUGCCUGCGUAGCGCCUGUAAUGUGGCUGUGUGUGGCCUUGCUCAACGGGACCUUUUAUGAGUGUGCUGUCAGCGGUUUGAAUGAAAAUGUGGUGGUCGAGCUAUUCUGUAAAAACAAAACGAUGAAGUGUCGGGAGGAGCUGGCCCGGGUGCCCUGUGAGAGGUCCAAACUGUCCAAGGAUGAGCGCACGGAGCUGCUGUUAAUGCUCAGAGCACAGUCACAGAUCCUGGGCUGGUGUAUUAUCAUCAUAGCCUCCACUGUUGGUUUCCUUGGCACAUGCCUCUCUAACUGCCGCUCCAAGGUAAGCUACCUGCAGCUCACCUUCUGGAAACGAUACAUGGAGAAGGAGAAGGAGCAGUUUGACACCUAUGCCAUUGAGUAUGCCACCAAGCUGGCAGAGAGAAACCUCAAAAGUUUCUUUGAAAACAAGGACCCCGAGUCAUUCCCUUUCCCUAAUCACAAAGCAUGGGAAGAGAUAUCUGCCCUUUAUACCUUCUGUAGAAGUGAACAGUAUUAUAGCACCCUACAAAGGUAUGUGGAGCGGGCAGACAGAGACUUCAGCCCAGAAAAAAGACCUGUCAUGGACCUGGAGCAUGGCAUAGAGAUGACAUAGAGAGGGACAAAAUUCAGCUUGGCAUUUGGUUAAUGGAUAACUUGGGGUCAUUCAGAAAACACUCAAUUGCAAUACUGUUAGAUAGUCCCCACUAUUGUUAUCUGACUAUAUGCCUAUUGUGUGUAAAAGUUUGACUCAGGAGAAGUUGCCCCAGGCUACCUCCCAAGCAACAAAGCUACCCUUUCAGUACAUUAUUUUGAGAGAAUAAAACCAUUGCCAGAUUGCAGAUAAUGUGAUAGGUAUGCAUGGGUUUUUAACAUAUUUUAUAGAACAAUAGGGAAUAACCACUGCUUUGUAUGAAUAAAGUCCCUUAACCUAUUACAGUACGUGUAUAUGAAACUUCCUUACACUGAAGUUACUUUUGACAUGGAUUGCAAGCUUGAAUAAUACGAUAUUGUUAUGAUGCACAUGUGAUCUGAAA